UAAACGAAGAGAGUAUAUAAAAAUAAAAGAUCAAAGGUUCCACUUGUCUACCUCGUGUUUACAGUAUAUGUAUCGUCCCACGUAAAAUCUCCCCACAAGCUUUCUUCACACACACAGAUACAGACAGAAAAGAAACAAAGAAGAGAGAGAGAGAGACCUACACACACACACAAAAAAAAAAAUCCCAUUAUUAUUUGCUUGGUCUCUCUCUCUAUCUUCUUUUUCUGUAUAAAAAUUAUUUGGGAAUUUUUACAAUCAGACAUUAAUUCUAAUUGGGUCCUUUUUAUCAGCACGUAGGAGCUGUGAUUGUAGUUCAUGAGGUUCAAAAGAGAACCAAAAGCAGUGUGAUUCAAAUUGAACAAGUGCUUUCUGCCAGAUCCUUAUUGCACUAGUUGCUCUGUGCUAUGUGGAAAUCCAUUUCAAAUGUCAUCCCAAGCUUUGGUCAGAAGAAGGAUUCUGCUACACCCAGUCAAAUUUGUCAUGAAUACUCAGAUGACGAUGAUGAUAUUUGCUCUAAUGACAGCACUGAGGAAGGACUAGAAUGCCCAAUAUGUUGGGAUUCAUUUAACAUUGUUGAGAAUGUUCCCUAUGUAUUGUGGUGUGGCCACUCUCUUUGUAAGAAUUGUCUGUUGGGACUUAAACCGGCUUCCGUGAAGAUAUCCACUCAACAAAUCCAGAUUCCAUUGUUUGUUUCCUGCCCAUGGUGCAAUUUGCUGACACUUCGAUUGUUUUACCAAGGAAAUCUCAAGUUUCCUAGCAAGAACUUCUUCCUCCUCUGGAUGGUGGAGAGCAGAAAUGGUGACAGGAUGAAGUCUCCGUCUACCAUUUACAAUGAUCAACUAGUGUGCUCCUUCCCUUGUACUUCAAUGACCAGGAGCCAGAGUUCUGUCACGAACUGCAGGAUGGCUCAUCGUCUAGGCUCUUCAGGAUCCGACACUAGUGGUCCUAGCAAUACAAGUGGUACCCGUACAAUGCAAAGGGCCCAAUUCUCUCUUCAGAAGUCCCUUGAUUUCUUUUUCCGGUUGACAUCCAAAUUUCCGUUGGUUGUUGUACUUCUUCUGGUUGUUAUAUUUGUGAUACCUUCCAGCGUGAGCAUCUUGAUUCUAUACCUGGUGAUCACAAUUCUCUUUGGACUUCCAUCUUUUCUAGUAUUAUACUUCGCUUAUCCUGCUCUAGAUUGGUUGGUGAGGGAAAUUACCGCUUGAAGUGAUUCCGUCCAAUUUGUUUGAGAAUUAUUUCCUAGAGUUAUGAGGAUGUAAUUGUAAUAGAAAGUACUGUCUACACUAGUAAACAUUGUCUCGCCAGUUUGAUCUUAGUUUUCAUAUCAAGAGAUGGUGUAAAUAUUUGUUGGGUUUCUCGGAAGUUAAUGUUAAUUUUCCUUCAGAGCUUG
Messenger RNA from Capsicum annuum, 1390 nucleotides. RefSeq lists its product as uncharacterized. NCBI's taxonomy places the organism in Eukaryota, Viridiplantae, Streptophyta, Magnoliopsida, Solanales, Solanaceae. The transcript has 3 exons. The record is from RefSeq and is a predicted model, not a curated record. The coding region runs from base 405 to 1205 and encodes 266 amino acids.